UUCAGAAUUGUGUGAUGACCUGAAGUUAGACGUUAUGAGACGUGUUUACGUUGGGAUCGCCUACUGCCAUGGACUUCUAGUGCGUCCGCACGCAUUUCUACCGUCUUUGCUUUUGUUUUCCGCCGAAGAGUUUAAGGAAGCUUCCUCAGUUGAAGUUUCCUUUUUUGAAGCAUUAAUGGGACUAUGAACCUGGAUUCGCCCUCUUUUGCACUGAUUCACAUCAGUAAUCUUGUGGCGAAUUUAGCAAAAAAGAAUUAUAAAGUGUCAACUCAAGAAAUUGCUCAGCUGGUCAGCGUUCACGGUGCGGACGCCCAGACCCAUCUGCUGCGCUGUCUGUUCUCGCACGUCGUCUGCGACGGCAGCCGGAGCGUUGCCAAGGACAACCCGCAGCUGCAGCUGCUGCAGCAGGAGUGCGCCAGCCUCGCCACCCGGCCCAACUUCGUCCACCUACUCUGUUACGCCGUCGACCACCGUGCCUUCAGGCAAAAGAAUCGUCCUGCUCAGUUCCUCCAGGGGCUGUCAAAAACGCUCAAGCUGAAGAAGUCAGAAGAAGUUGCCUUUGCGAUCGCACUUCUCCACUCAAAGGACAUCGAAACAAGCCAACAAGCUGAGCAGUUCAUCCAGCAGAAACUUCCUGACCUCAUCAAGAACUACAUCGAUUCGGCCGACUGUUCGAGCUUCGCUGAGGAGGGCGGCCUGCACGAGUCGUCGCCGGAGCUGCUGCACCGGCUCGUCUCCUGGCUGCUGUACGCGCCGCCCGAGCAGCUCGACAAGGCGGCCGACUCUCAGGAGGCGUUCGUCGAGGCGGUGCGCAAAGACUUCCCGCGCGAGCUGGUGCCGGCCGUUCUAGCGCCGCUCAUCUACUCGGAGAGCGCUGACAUCCCCGUCGACAAGAUCCGGAGCCCAGCCAACAUGGCCAAAAACCUGCUGGACGGCUCGCUGGCCGACUUCGUGCUGGAGGUGGGCUACAACCUGUGCGCCUCGGUGGAAGAGUGCCGCCGCCACCUGGUGAACCACGGUGCCUCCGAAGUGACGGCGCCGGCGGUGGCGCGCUGCCUGGGCGCCAUGGUGCGCACCUACACGGGCCUGGCCGACCAGGUGCCCAUCCAGAGCCUGCAGCCGGCCGCCUCCAUCUGGGCGGCCGACAAGCCCAAGGACGGGCCGCAGACCUGGAACGUGGACGUGUUCGUCAAGGCUGUUCACGAGCUGGCGCCGUCGAUCCAGUGGAAGGAGGUGGUGUACCACCUGGACCACCCGGGCUUCCAGGUGAAGGACCGGAUGGCGCUGCGGCUGCUGACGCAGGCGCUCCAGCUGGGCCUCCAGCUGCAGGGCGCUCGCGCCGACGCCUUCCCCGUCGGGGUGCUGUACCGCGUCUGGAAGAACGCUGACAGCCAGCUGUCGUACAUCAACCAGAUCCUGAAGAAUCCCGACGUGUUCUGCUUGGCCGACUACCAGUGCUACAUGGUGGACGUGGCGCAGCUCAAGGUGCCGCCGGAGAAGGACAACAAGGAGCUGAACACAUGGCGGUGCACGGAGCUGAUGCAGCUGCUGCUGCACCUGGCUGACAGCGGCCACACUUGCGCCGUCCAGGAGCUCCUCAAGUUCCCCAAGCAGAGCGGGCAGGACGUGCUGGCGCUCAACCUGCUGGCGACCGGCAGCAGCUCGGACCUCGCCCAGGAGCUGCUCUCCAACCUCUUCCUCGUCUUCCUCACCGGCCACCACCCGAACAGCGCGGCCGUGCUGCACCAGGCCUGGCACACGCCGCAGAACACGAGCGCCGUGCGCACCAUGCUGAUGCACACCAUGGCCGAGUGGUACCGUCAGGGCGAGAACGACCAGGGCCGACUGUCGCGCAUCCUGGACGUGGCGCAGGACCUCAAGGCGCUGUCGUUGCUGCUGAACUACCAGGCCAUGCCGUUCGUCAUCGAUCUGGCGUGCCUGGCCUCGCGCCGCGAGUACCUGAAGCUGGACAAGUGGCUAUCGGACAAGAUCCACGAGCACGGCGAGGUCUUCAUCACCGCCUGUGUCAAGUUCCUGCAGCGGCGCGUCUCUCAGAGCCUGGGUGGGCCGCUGAAGGAGCUGGAGCCGCCGCUGAAGGCGCUGGAGCCGCCGCUGAAGGCGCCGCUGCCGCCCGAGAUGGUGGCCACCAUGCUGAGCGUGCUGCACGCGCGGGCGCCGGCCGCCGGCGUCAGCCAGGAGCUGAACGAGGCCAUCCUGACGAUGGUGGGCAACGCGAGCCAGGCGCUGCUGAGCCGGCCGCGCCAGCCGCCGCCGGGCGUGGCGCGGCCGGCGCCGGCUGGGCCGCCGCGUCCGCUUGACACCGGCUUUGGCCAGGCCAGCCUCCCCAGCCAGCUGUUCCCGGCGCUGGGCAGCGAAUCGCUGGUGGGUGGUCUGGGCACCAGUAUGGCAGGCCUCGGCUUGGGCGGCGGCUCCGGCAGCGCCGCGGGCGUCCCCACCUCCAGCGGCGGCCUGCGGAGGACCUCGCCCUUCACGCUUCCCGGCUCCGUCGGCUCCUCGGCUGCCGGUGGCGGCGGCCGCGGCGCCCAGGCCUCGCUGCUCUCAUCGCUGACGCCACCGGCCGUCUCAGGACUGUUCGGCGCAGCUGCCACCGGCGGCGGCGGCAGUGGCGCCGGGCCGCCCACCUCCGCCCUGCAUGGGCUCGCCCGCAGCGCGCAGUCCGACGUCGGGCCGUUCCAGUCGGAGGCGGCCGCGCUCUCCAAGGAGGUGGAGGAGGAGGCCAACAGCAACUUUCAGCGCAUCUACAACCACCCGCCGCAUCCGACACUCUCCAUCGAGGAAGUGCUCGACAUGCUGAAGCGGUUCCAGGACAGCAACGUCCCGCGGGAGCGCGAGGUUUUUGCCUGCAUGCUGCGCAGCCUGAUGGACGAGUACAAGUUCUUCCCGCAAUAUCCCGACAAGGAGCUGUAUAUCACGGCACAGCUGUUCGGCGGCAUCAUUGAACACAACCUAGUCACGGACUACAUAGGUCUGGGCCUGGCGCUGCGCUACGUGCUGGAUGCCGUGAAGAAGCCGCCCGGCUCCAAGAUGUACAACUUUGGCAUCGUAGCGCUGGACCGCUUCAAGCACCGGCUGAGAGAGUACCCGCAGUACUGCCAGCACCUGGCCACCGUCGAGCACUUCAGCCAGUUCCCGCGACACUUGGUGGACUACGUGGAGUGCGGGAUGCGCUCCCAGGAGCCGCUGAGCCGGCCGGACGGCCCCGUGCUGCCGCCUCACCUGCAGGCGCUGGUGGCCGACGGUGGCGCGCCGCCGGCCUCGUCGGCGCCGUCGGCGGCGGUGACGGCGGCGCCGGCGCCGGCGCCGCGCGCCACCCUGGUCACCACGGCGCUGGUGUCGGGCCGGCCGUCCAUCGCCAACACGACCAACAUCGAGACGCUGGUGAACGCGCUGCCGGAGGAGACGGCGCCCAGCGAGGCCGUCCAGGACAAGGUCGGCUUCAUUUUCAACAACCUCAGCCAGCUCAACCUCAGCCAGAAGUGUGAAGAGCUGCUGGAGCUGAUGGACAAGGAGUACUGGUCGUGGUUCUCUCAGUACGUCGUCAUGCGACGUGUGAGCAUCGAGCCCAACUUCCACACGCUGUACGCGAACUUCCUGGACGCCAUGAGGCUUCCCGAGCUGGUGCAGACGGUAGUGCGCGAGCUGCACAGGAACAUCCAGGUACUGCUGCGGGCAGACAAGGGCGUGGAGAAGUUCAACGAUCGUACAAUACUCAAGAACCUGGGCCACUGGCUAGGACUCAUGACCAUCGCCAAGAACAAGCCCAUUCUUCAGGUCGACCUGGACCUGAAGGCCCUGGUCGUGGAGGCCUACCACCUGGGAAUGCACGAGCUUCUGUACAUCGUGCCUUUCGUCGCCAAGGUUCUCGAAUCGUGCGCCAAAUCGAAGAUAUUUAAGCCGCCCAACCCGUGGACGAUGGGUCUUAUGAACCUGCUGGCCGAACUACAUCAAGAGCGUGACCUGAAACUCAACCUCAAGUUCGAGGUGGAGGUCCUCUGCAAGACACUCUCUCUCGACGUGAACGAGCUGAAGCCCAGCAACUGGUUGCGCGAUCCGCUGCGGCUGCAGCGGCUGCCACUGCAGCUGAAGCGGCCGGGGCCGACCGUCGCUGCUCCGCCGCCUCCGCCUCCUGCGCCGCCGCCGGCGCUGCUGCCGCCGACCGCCGUCGAGCCGCGCUUCGGCUUCGGCGACCUCAACACGUCCAGCAUCGGCGGCCUGGCGCCGCACAUCACCAUCAGUGUGGCGCUGCCGCUGUUCCAGUCGAACCCGCAGCUGAAGCAGAUCGUGCUGCCGGCCGUGGAGCGUACCGUCCAGGACUGGCUGCCGCGAGCCGUCGAGCGCAACUGCAAGCUGGCGGUCAACACGGUGGAGCAGGUGGUGAAGAAGGACUUCGCGCUGGAUCCGGACGAGAUGAAGAUGCGCACGGCCGCCCAGCAGAUGGUGAUGAAUCUGACGGCCGGGCUGACGCUCAUCAACUGCCGCGACCACCUCACAGUCUCCAUAAGCAACAACAUCAAGUCGUCCCUGCUCUCAACAGUCCGAGCUGCCACGCCGCAGCAGAAGGAGUUCAUGGAGCAGACGGCCAACAUGGUGGCGGCCGAUAACGUGGAGCUGGCCUGCUGCUUCAUCCAGAAGACGGCUGUCGAAAAGGCCAUCCUCGAGAUCGACAAGCGACUGGCUGGGGAGUACGAGCUGCGCAAGCUGGCGCGCGCCGAGGGCCGCCGCUUCCGGGAGCCGGUCGCCGCCGGCUACCAGGAGUCGCGCAUGCCAGAGCCCAUCCGACUCAAGAUGAUGAGCCCCCAGCAGAUGGCCGUGUACGAGGAGUUCACACGAGUGGUGCCCGGCUUCGCGCUGAGCGGCGAGCCGCCGCCGCCGCAGCUCGCCGGCCUGCCGGCCCGCUCGGCUCAGCCGCCGCCGCCGCUGCCACUGCGCCCCACGCAGCCGCCGCCGCCGCUGCCGCCUCUGCCGCCCGGGCCGCCACAACCGGGCGACGAGCUGGGCGCCAUCAUGGACAAGGUGGCACUGGAGCUGCAGGCCGUCGUGCAGGCGCUGCACCCGGCGGCGACGGGCAGCGCGUACGCGCAGACGCUGGGCCGGCUGGCUGAGGACGUGACGCUGGCCAGGACGUCGCGGGAUGUCAACACGCACGUGCACCUCAUCAAGCUGGCCGUGGAGGGCCUGCUGGAGCACACGCCUCAGCUGCCGGCGGACUCGGAGAUGGGCCUGCGGUACCGUGACAGUCACCUGCUCGUGCUGCGGGCGCUGCAGAACCCGCGCGUCUACGGCAUUCAGUGGGUCCAGAAACACGUCACCAGUUUCGUCUCCGAGUGCCGCGUGGACGUGCGUCUGAACGGCGACGCGCUCGAGGUGCUGGUCCGCUCCGGUCUGGUGUCGCUGCCGCAGCUGGACGCCCAGCUGGCGCACGCCAUGGAGACGGGCAACUACAACGCCGUCUUCCUAGUGAUGCAGCUGCUGCAGGCGUUCUUCAUCGACGAUCGGGUGUCGAUUGUCACCGAGAAUGACCUAGUCAACACCAUCGAGGCCCUGAGCAAGAUCGCGCAACAGCCCGGCUGUCCGGAGAACAUCCCGCACCUGCUGGAAAUGGUCCGAGGCGGAGGCGGCAGCGGCGGCGUGGGCCACGAGGUGCCGUUCACGCCCGACCGCAGUCCGGGCGGCCCCACCGCCCACAUCCACAAGGGCAUCUCGCAGGCGCGCGAGUUCGACGACCCGCCCGGCAUGCAGGAGAAGACCGAGUACCUGCUGAGGGAGUGGGUGCAGCUGUACCACGCGCCUACCUCUGGCCGAGAUUCCACCAAGGCCUUCACCAACAUUGUGCAUCAGAUGAACGUGCAGGGCAUCCUGAAGACGGACGACCUGAUCACGCGCUUCUUCCGGCUGUCGACGCAGAUGUGCGUGGACCUGUGCUACCGGGCGCUCACCGACCCGGCCGCCAUGACGCCGGCUAUGGUGCGCGCCAAGUGUUUCCGCACGCUGGACGCCUUCGUGCGCCUGAUCGCGCUGCUGGUCAAGCACAGCGGCGAGUCGCCGCACGCCGUCUCCAAGAUCAACCUGCUUAACAAGGUGCUCGGCAUCGUGACAGGAGUGCUGCUGCAGGACCACGAGGUGCGCAAGACCGAGUUCCAGCAGCUGCCCUACCACCGCAUCUUCAUCAUGCUGCUGCUGGAGCUCAACGCGCCGGAGACGGUCCUGGAAGCCAUUAACUUCCAGGUGCUGACGGCAUUCUGCAACGUGCUGCACAUCCUGCGGCCGGAGAAGGCGCCCGGGUUCGCGUACGCCUGGCUCGACAUCGUCUCGCACCGGGUGUUCAUCGGCCGCAUGCUGGCCGUCACGCCACAGCACAAGGGCUGGGGGCCGUACGCGCAGCUGCUGAUCGACCUGUUCAACUUCCUGUCGCCGUUCCUACGCAACGCUGAGCUGGCCAAGCCCAUCACCAUCCUGUACAAGGGCUGCCUGCGCGUGCUGCUGGUGCUGCUGCACGACUUCCCCGAGUUCCUCUGCGACUACCAUUACAACUUCUGCGACGUCAUCCCGCCGAACUGUAUCCAGAUGCGCAACCUGGUGCUGUCGGCGUUCCCGCGAAACAUGCCGCCGCCGGAUCCGUUCACCAGCAAGCUGCAGGUGGACAUGAUCCCCGAGAUCCGCGAGGCGCCCAUGAUCCAGACCAACUUCGCCUCGCUCAUCCAGCCGCCCAGCUUCAAAAACGAGCUGGACACGUACCUGAAGACGCGCACGCCGGUAACGUUCGUCACGGACCUGCGCUCGACGCUGCAGACGGCCGCCGAGCCCGGCUGCCGCUACAACAUCCAGCUGAUCAACGCGCUGGUGCUGUACGUGGGCACGCAGGCGAUCACCGCCAUCCAGAGCAAGGGGCUGCAGCCGAGCAAGCAGACCAUCACGCACAGUUCGCACAUGGACAUCUUCCAGAGCCUGGCUGUUGAUCUGGACACUGAGGGCCGGUACCUGUUCCUGAACGCCAUCGCCAACCAGCUGCGCUACCCGAACAGCCACACCAACUACUUCCUCAACCUGCUGCUCUACCUGUUCGCUGAGGCCAACACGGCUGCCAUCCAGGAGCAGAUCACCAGGGUGCUGCUGGAGCGGCUGAUCGUCAACCGGCCGCACCCGUGGGGCCUGCUCAUCACUUUCAUCGAGCUCAUCAAGAACCCGACAUUCAACUUCUGGAACCACGAGUUCGUGCACUGCGCGCCCGAGAUCGAGAAACUGUUCGACAGCGUGGCGCGCUCGUGCGCCGCCCAGGGCCAGAAGGUGACGGCGCUGCGCGGUGGCGGCCAGCAGACGGUGGGCGGCGCUGAGUAACACCCGGAGGUGUGACCCGAUCUGACCCGGCCCGGACUGACUCCUGCCUAGUGAGGACCUGGCCCGCUUGCCCGGGACGUGGGCGCUCGGCCGCGCCGUGGCGGGUGAUGAGUGGGCCGGCGGCGGCCGCCG
Molecule: messenger RNA, 7488 nt
Organism: Pollicipes pollicipes
Lineage: Eukaryota; Metazoa; Arthropoda; Thecostraca; Pollicipedomorpha; Pollicipedidae
Product: CCR4-NOT transcription complex subunit 1
Exons: 41
Coding region: 184-7356 (2390 amino acids)
Biological process (GO): negative regulation of translation; nuclear-transcribed mRNA catabolic process, deadenylation-dependent decay
Cellular component (GO): CCR4-NOT core complex; P-body
Molecular function (GO): molecular adaptor activity
Source: RefSeq, a predicted model, not a curated record